UAGCACCACUAGCGAUUAUUGCAAUCAGAGCCGUUUCUGCUUCUGCCACUUCUCUCCUUUCUGUGCUCUGCAGUGCAUUGCAUUGCGAAGGCAAAGGGUAAAAAUGGCCGAACCAGACCUGUACAACAUCUUAGGCGUCAAAAAAAAUGCCAACGAUUCGGAAAUCAAAAAGGCCUAUCGGAAGCUGGCGAUGGAAUUCCAUCCAGACAAGAACCCUGAAGCUGGUGAUCACUUCAAGGAAAUUUCAUACGCUUAUGAAAUCCUGUCCGACAAGCAAAAACGCGAAGUCUAUGACAAGUAUGGACUGAAGGGCAUCCAAGAAGGGGCCCACGAACAUGGCGGCAUGGGCCCCGACGACAUUUUUUCACAGAUUUUUGGCGGAGGACUCUUUGGCAUGCCUGGCAUGGGAGGCAUGAGAGGAGGGCGACGCAGAGCUCGCGGUGAAGACACAGUUCAUCCACUCAAAGUGUCCUUAGAAGAUCUUUAUAAUGGAAAGACUUCAAAACUACAGAUCCACAAGAGCGUCAUAUGCAAAUCCUGUGAUGGGAGGGGAGGAACAGGCCAAGUGCAGUCUUGCCGGGGAUGUCGUGGAUGCGGGCGAAAGGUUUCCUUCCGUCAGCUGGGCCCAGGCAUGACUCAGCAGAUACAGAGCAUUUGUCCUGACUGCAGUGGAGAGGGCGAGGUCAUGGCCGAGAAAGACAGGUGUCAGGUGUGCCGAGGCAAGAAGAUCAUCAAGGAGUCAAAGGUUAUCGAAGCGCACGUUGACAAGGGAAUGCGUGAUGGUCAGAAAAUCACUCUGAGAGGCGAAGGCGACCAGAUGCCAGGCAUUGAGCCAGGGGAUGUCAUUAUCCUGCUGCAGACCAAACCCCACGACAAGUUCCAACGAUCUGGCGAUGAUCUGGUCAUGACCCACACCAUCUCCAUUACUGAAGCUCUCUGCGGAUUUGUUCUCGUAGUUAAGCAUCUUGACGGCAGGGAAUUGCUUGUCAGACACCCGGCAGGAGAAGUUAUCAAACCAGGUGACUUGAAGGGCAUCAAAGAAGAAGGCAUGCCGCAGUACAAAAACCCGUUUGAAAAGGGAAACUUGUACAUUAAGUUUGACGUCACAUUCCCUAGCAAUAACUUUGCUGACGAAGAUAAACUUAAGUUGCUAGAGACCUUGUUACCGGAAAGACCUCCAGAGGUAAUUCCAUCUGGCGAAGCUGAGGAAGUGGUAUUGAUGGACUACGAUCCAUUUGAAAAGUCUGAGCGCGGCAAUCGCAGCACUGAGGCUUACGAUGACGAUGACGACGAAGGUCACGCUGGGCCAGGGGGCAUCCAAUGCGCACAUCAGUAGCCCUAUUUCAUUCUGUCCCAACCGGGGAGAGAGAGACACACACACACACAUACACGCAGAUGCACUUCAAGGACACUUAAAUCGACACAAUUUCUUAUUGUGUGGCUUUCAGGCUCUCAUAUUCUUAUUGAGUCUUCAUUUCGGGUUUGCUCAAUGUUGGCAACCAUAGAUUUAGGAAAACAUCUAAUACAUUUAGUUUGGCUUUGCGCAACAUGGUAUAUUAUUUUUUCAAAAUUGAACUGUAAAGGUGAUUUUUUAUGCAUUAGUUAAAUUUUCUGUGGUACACGAUUAAUCAAAUUUGUUGUAAACUGUGAGGAAAGGGCAAAAAUUCAAAACAGAAAAGUCCCUUAUUGAUCAGGCAGAGUCUUUCAACCAAAUCACAAUUCUUAAAUAAUUUAACUGGCAUUCAUAAUUUUACAAAAUCUAUUCCCACUAUUGAGUCUAAAGAUCACAAUUUGGAUGUAUUUUUAUUGAAGAUUUCGCUGCAACAAACCAUUUUCAAGUCUUAAAAAAUCAGACAGGUUAUUUAUGAUUUAUAUUAUCUUUUGUGGUCAACUGUAUUGGAAUGAAACAAGCAAAAAAAAAUUAUUGACUUAGAACAACUGCUGCGAAAGCUAAACCAAACGUAUUAUAGACCGCCAACAUGUGCUCAAACCAAUAAAUUUGAGCUCUUAACCUCUUAUAUUACCUAGGCCAGAGAUUGUUUGUUUAUUUCAUAGCCUUUGUGUCAGUGAUUUCAAACCGGUAACAAAAAGAAUUCAAUUAAAACUGAAUCCUUGUCGUAAUAAAAUACUGAAGUAAA
Molecule: messenger RNA, 2138 nt
Organism: Cloeon dipterum
Lineage: Eukaryota; Metazoa; Arthropoda; Insecta; Ephemeroptera; Baetidae
Product: dnaJ homolog subfamily A member 2-like
Exons: 7
Coding region: 104-1336 (410 amino acids)
Biological process (GO): protein refolding; response to heat
Cellular component (GO): cytoplasm; cytosol
Molecular function (GO): ATP binding; Hsp70 protein binding
Source: RefSeq, a predicted model, not a curated record